Molecule: messenger RNA, 249 nt
Organism: Miscanthus lutarioriparius
Lineage: Eukaryota; Viridiplantae; Streptophyta; Magnoliopsida; Poales; Poaceae
Source: the annotation of a GenBank genome assembly
AUGGAGAUGUGCUUGGAUGAGAAGUGGAAGCUAUCGAGCAGCUCAAGGAAGGGGAGCCGGAGGUCGGCGGCGGUGGCGCCGGCGACCAGCGAGGCGAGCCCGAGGGGCCUCAAGGGCCGCACAUCAUCGAGGGGGCCCGCCGCCCGGUCUGUAGUUACGGGGCGGCUGGCGAGCCUGGUGAAGGAGCAGGGGGCCAGGUUCUACAUCAUGCGCCGCUGCGUCACCAUGCUCGUGUGCUGGAGGGACUAG